This is a messenger RNA of Eutrema salsugineum, 1986 nucleotides long. RefSeq names its product succinate-semialdehyde dehydrogenase, mitochondrial. NCBI's taxonomy places the organism in Eukaryota, Viridiplantae, Streptophyta, Magnoliopsida, Brassicales, Brassicaceae. The transcript has 20 exons. Bases 146 to 1729 code for a protein of 527 amino acids. The record is from RefSeq and is a predicted model, not a curated record. Gene Ontology annotation, molecular function: succinate-semialdehyde dehydrogenase (NAD+) activity. Gene Ontology annotation, biological process: GABA catabolic process.
CUCUGGGAUAUUUAUGUACUCAUCUUCUGAUCUCCUCUUCGCACUUGAUUGAUUACGUUGCUUACUAAUUCACAGCUUCUUACUAGUUCUCGUCGUCUUGUCCGAUUGAAUCAAUUGAAGUUUAGAGAGUUUCGCCAACUGGAAAAUGGUAGUCGGAGCCGCAGCCCGUGUAGCCAUCGGCGGUUGCAGAAGGCUUGUCUCGUCACAUGCUUCCCUGCUCGUCUCUUCUCAGUGUCGCCAGAUGAGUAUGGACGCACGAAGCGUUUCCGAAAAGCUCAGGAGUUCCGGUCUUUUACGAACACAAGGUCUAAUAGGAGGAAAGUGGAUUGAUUCGUAUGACAAGACCACAAUCAAGGUUACCAAUCCAGCCACCGGUGAAAUUAUAGCUGAUGUUGCACGUAUGGGAGUCAAAGAGACAAAUGAUGCUAUUGCAUCCUCUUACGAAGCAUUUCCAUCUUGGAGCAGAUUGACUGCUGGAGAGAGGAGUAAAGUUUUACGGAGAUGGUAUGACCUUCUGCUUGCACACAAGGAAGAACUUGGACAACUUAUAACUUUGGAGCAAGGAAAACCACUAAAAGAGGCCAUAGGAGAGGUCGCAUAUGGGGCAAGUUUUAUUGAGUACUAUGCCGAGGAGGCCAAACGUGUUUACGGUGAUAUAAUUCCUCCUAAUAUGUCCGAUCGCCGAUUGUUGGUUCUAAAACAGCCUGUUGGUGUUGUUGGUGCAAUUACCCCUUGGAACUUUCCCUUAGCCAUGAUUACUCGGAAGGUUGGCCCUGCUCUUGCUUCUGGAUGCACAGUGGUUGUUAAACCAUCUGAACUUACGCCACUAACAGCACUUGCUGCGGCUGAACUUGCACUUCAAGCUGGAGUUCCUCCAGGUGCACUUAAUGUGGUCAUGGGAAACGCUCCUGAAAUUGGGGAUGCUUUGCUUUCGAGUCCACAGGUGAGGAAAAUCACUUUCACAGGGUCAACAGCAGUUGGGAAGAAGUUGAUGGCAGCUGCUGCACCUACUGUCAAGAAGGUUUCUCUAGAACUUGGCGGAAAUGCACCUUCCAUAAUCUUUGAUGAUGCAGACCUGGAAGUAGCAGUAAAAGGAACGCUUGCAGCGAAAUUUAGGAAUAGUGGUCAGACAUGUGUUUGUGCGAACAGAGUACUUGUGCAAGAUGGUAUCUAUGAUAAAUUCGCUGAGGCCUUUUCUGAAGCGGUUCAAAAAUUAGAAGUAGGAGAUGGCUUUAAGGAGGGGACAACCCAGGGUCCACUUAUAAACGAUGCAGCCAUUCAAAAGGUAGAGUCAUUCGUACAAGAUGCUGUUUCCAAGGGAGCAAAAAUCAUUAUCGGCGGCAAAAGGCACAGUCUAGGGAUGACUUUCUAUGAGCCUACUGUUAUCCGCGAUGUUAUGAGUAACAUGCUCAUGUCUAAGGAGGAGAUUUUUGGACCCGUAGCUCCCCUUAUUCGGUUCAAAACCGAGGAGGACGCUAUCAGAAUCGCUAAUGACACAAUUGCAGGACUUGCUGCUUAUAUAUUCACAAAUAGUGUCCAACGAUCAUGGCGUGUCUCUGAAGCCCUUGAAUACGGACUUGUAGGGGUGAAUGAAGGACUCAUAUCAACAGAGGUGGCUCCAUUCGGGGGAGUGAAGCAGUCUGGUCUUGGAAGGGAAGGAUCCAAGUAUGGUAUGGACGAAUACCUUGAGAUCAAAUACGUAUGCUUGGGAGAUAUGAACAGACAGUGAUUUGGUUUGUUGAACAGCUUGGAAACCGGAAGUUCCUCCUCUACAUAUAUCCUUCCAAUGAAGCCUCAGCCUUUGAGGUUUUUUCUUCUGAUACUUAUCAAAAAAUAAAGAUUUGGUCUACGACCAAUUAUUUGGCAUGGUUUUUGAAUAAUAUUCUGGGGGUUGAUCUUUAGUUUUAAGUGAAUUUCUGUGUAAUAUUCGGACAAUUUUUGCUUUGUAUAUACUAAAAAGAGAGCGGUCUUGUUCUUUGCUUACAA